UAGUUUUGUCUCACUCUCGAGUAAUAAAGAAUGCGAAGUGCUAAUAAAGAAAGACCAGAUUCGGAAAUUUCUUUAUGUUAUAUAUAGAUGUUUGUUAUCAAAAGGGAAAGAAUUACACCAUUCACUGAAAUAUCAGGAGAUUUACAUUUGGAAAGAAGGUCAAAAGGAGAAAGCUUCAAUGGAUAAGAGUAAUGGCCUACGAGUGAUUCUGUUUCCACUUCCAUUACAAGGAUGCAUCAACCCCAUGAUUCAGCUAGCGAAGAUCCUCCACUCAAGAGGUUUCUCCAUCACUGUGAUCCACACGCGCUUCAAUGCGCCAAAAGCUUCAAACCACCCUCUGUUCACCUUCUUACAGAUCCCAGAUGGCUUGUCUGAAACAGAGACAAGAACUCACGAUAUCACACUUCUCCUAACGCUUCUCAACCGAAGCUGUGAGUCUCCAUUUCGUGAAUGUUUGACUAAACUUUUGCAGUCUGCAGAUUCAGAAACAGGGGAAGAGAAACAGAGGAUUAGCUGUUUGAUCGAUGAUUCUGGAUGGAUAUUCACACAGCCCGUUGCUCAGAGUUUCAAUCUCCCGAGAUUGGUCCUUAACACCUACAAAGUCUCCUUCUUUCGGGACCAUUUUGUUCUUCCUCAACUCCGUCGUGAAAUGUAUCUUCCAUUACAAGAUUCAGAACAAGGUGAUGAUCCAGUUGAGGAGUUUCCACCCCUUCGAAAGAAAGAUCUUUUACAAAUUCUUGAUCAAGAAUCGGAGCAACUAGACUCGUACUCCAAUAUGAUUUUGGAAACAACAAAAGCGUCUUCAGGUCUUAUAUUUGUAUCCACAUGUGAAGAGUUGGACCAAGACUCACUGAGUCAAGCACGUGAAGAUUAUCAAGUCCCAAUCUUUACGAUAGGACCUUCUCAUAGCUACUUCCCAGGCUCAUCUAGUAGCUUGUUCACAGUGGACGAGACUUGCAUUCCAUGGUUAGACAAGCAAGAAGACAAAUCCGUGAUUUACGUGAGUUUUGGGAGCAUCUCGACCAUUGGCGAAGCAGAAUUCAUGGAGAUUGCUUGGGCUCUAAGAAACAGCGACCAACCGUUCUUGUGGGUCGUACGGGGUGGUUCGGUAGUCCAUGGUGCAGAAUGGAUCGAACAGCUUCAUGAGAAAGGAAAGAUAGUGAAUUGGGCCCCACAACAAGAGGUUCUAAAGCAUCAAGCCAUUGGAGGAUUCUUGACACACAAUGGUUGGAACUCGACGGUUGAGAGUGUUUUUGAAGGCGUCCCUAUGAUAUGUAUGCCUUUUGUAUGGGACCAAUUGCUUAAUGCAAGAUUUGUUAGUGAUGUAUGGAUGGUUGGGCUGCAUCUAGAGGGUCGGAUUGAGAGGAAUGUGAUUGAGGGAAUGAUAAGAAGAUUAUUUUCGGAAACUGAAGGAAAAGCGAUCCGAGAGAGGAUGGAAAUUCUUAAGGAGAAUGUAGGAAGAUCCGUUAAACCAAAAGGUUCGGCGUAUCGAUCGUUACAACAUUUGAUUGAUUAUAUAACAUAUUUCUAGUGUUUGUUUCUUUUUGUCCUCAUUUUUAAGUUGAUCAAUUGUUUGCGUGUAUUCACGAAAUUGUUCCUUUGUGUUUGGCAUCGUUGGAAUAAAAGUUGUUGUUUAUUUUCG
Messenger RNA from Arabidopsis thaliana (thale cress), 1642 nucleotides. Its product is annotated as UDP-Glycosyltransferase superfamily protein. Gene Ontology annotation, molecular function: UDP-glucosyltransferase activity; UDP-glycosyltransferase activity. The record is from RefSeq and is marked reviewed. The coding region runs from base 179 to 1531 and encodes 450 amino acids. NCBI's taxonomy places the organism in Eukaryota, Viridiplantae, Streptophyta, Magnoliopsida, Brassicales, Brassicaceae. The transcript has 2 exons.